Molecule: messenger RNA, 2207 nt
Organism: Hyaena hyaena (striped hyena)
Lineage: Eukaryota; Metazoa; Chordata; Mammalia; Carnivora; Hyaenidae
Gene: ANKRD16
Product: ankyrin repeat domain 16
Exons: 7
Coding region: 311-1402 (363 amino acids)
Molecular function (GO): protein binding
Source: RefSeq, a predicted model, not a curated record
CCCGCCCUCUCACUGAGGGCCCUCGGCGGCCCCGGGGAGGGCUCCCGCGACCGCGGGGCCCGCCUCCUCCUCCGGGCGGCGCUCCGGCCGGGUGGACCUCGGGGCGGGCUCGUCGGAGGCACCCGCCCACCUGAGGUGCCGCCCGCAAACGGAGUCCGCGCCGGCCGCAGCCCGGGAGCGCGUCCGCAUCGGCCUGCCCGGCGCGUUGCCCGCUGAGGGACUGACCCCGCGCAGAGCAGCGGGGCCGAGGCGGGGGGCGUUCCGGGGUCGCGGGGCGCAGGACUGGGGGACCCGGACGCCCCGCGCGGCCAUGGCGGCGCCCGGGGACCCGCGGCGGCUUUACCGGCUGGCGCAGGAGGGUCGGCUGUGCGCCCUGCGGGAGGAGCUGCGGGGAGCCGGGCGCGUGGGCUGCCUGGGGCCCGCCGGGGACACCCUCCUGCACUGCGCCGCCCGCCACGGCCAUCGGGACGUGCUGGCCUACCUGGUGGAGUCCUGGGACAUGGACAUCGAGGCCGCCAACCGGGACUACAAGCGGCCUCUGCACGAGGCAGCCUCCAUGGGCCACCGGGACUGCGUGCGGUACCUGCUGGACCGAGGAGCCGCGGUGGACUGCCUGAAGAAGGCCGACUGGACCCCGUUGAUGAUGGCCUGCACAAGGAGGAAUCUCGAGGUGAUCCAGGACCUCGCGGAACGUGGCGCCAACCCGCUUCUCAAGAACAAAGACGGCUGGAACAGUGUCCACAUUGCCAGCCGGGAGGGCGACCCUGUGAUCCUCCACUACUUGCUCACCGUUUGCCCAGACGCCUGGAAGACGGAGAGCAAGGUCGGGAGGACCCCCCUGCACACGGCAGCAAUGCAUGGCUGUUUAGAGGCAGUGGAGGUGCUUCUACAGAGGUGCCAGUACCAGCCAGACUGCAGGGACAGCUGCGGCUCCACACCCCUCAUGGACGCGCUUCAGUGUGGCCACAUCGACGUAGCCAGGCUGCUACUGGAAAAGCAUCAGGCCAGCGCAUCUGCCCAGGACUCCCUGGGGGCACAGGCCAUCCACAGGGCAGCGCUCACCGGGCAGAACGAAGCCAUUCGCUUCUUGGUCUCUGAACUCGGCAUGGACGUGGACGUGAGAGCAACAUCGGGUCACCUCACCGCACUGCAUUAUGCGGCUAAGGAAGGACACGUGAGCACGAUCCAGGUGCUCUUAUCCUUGGGUGCCGACAUCAACUGUAAAGAUGCAAGAAAUCGAUCAGCCCUGCACCUGGCCUGCGCAGGCCAGCACGCGGCUUGUGUCGAGCUCCUUCUGCAGUCUGGGCUGGGGGACUCCCGGGACGACACGGGCACCCUGGCUCAGCAGCUCACGGGCCGCCCAGACAUCCUUCAGUGCUUCGACCGCAGCGCAGCGUCCUGAGGGCGCUUCUGCAGAGGACAGCCAAAUGCGUGGUGAUUCGCAUCCUGCUCAGGGAGUCCGUGAAGUCGGUCAGUAGCCAGUGGCCCUGUCUCCCUUCCCCUGCCGUCCCGCUUCCCCCCGGGCUGUGAGGAGGCUGGCGUCCUAGCUGUGUGACCCACGGACCAAUCUGGAGCCCCCUGAGUUUUUCCAUAACCUGGAUUUCGCUUUCUCUGCCUCACAAGUGAAAUUAGAUGAUUACGAAGUCGGCCUCUGCAACCCUUAGAAAUGCACGUAAUUGCAUGACUACAGUGGAGCAUGUGUGUUGCGUGUAUGUGUUCUGUGGUUAACGCUAUGGGAUAAGGCAGUGGUGAGAAGUGGCUUAGUAUGAGCUAUAAAACAUAGCUGCCCUGUUUACUGUCUUUUAUUUAUUUAUUUAGAGAGAGCCCGCACGAGACAGAGAGGAUGAGAGAGAGUCCCAAGCGUGCUCCGUGCUGAGAGCACAGGGCUUGAUCCCUCGAACCGUGAGAUUGUGACCCAAGCGACAUCAAGGGUUGGCCGCUGAACUGACCGAGCCACCCAGGCGCCCCUGCCUGAUUACUUUCCUCUUCCAUAGGCUUUUUCUGGGCCAUUACGUUGGUUUCACUUUGGUCGGAGCCACAGGAAGGAGAUGCUUACAACCUGCUUACACCGACAUUUGCGAGGAAGUCAUAACGUUUCUCUAUUCUAUGUGCUGUUGUUAAGCUAUGAUAUUUUAAUCUUGAGGUUAUUUUUGUUUAAUAGAUUCAGUGUUGGCUUUCUUUGGGUAAUAAAAACACCUAAAAAUGCA